UUUUUAUUGGAGGUGGUAGAGAGACAGAAAAAUUUCCCAAACUGUCUGAACAAACAGGGAAAACAUGCCAUUUGAAUAAAAGCACGGAAUGGAAAAGAUCUCCAUAAAGUUAUGACAAAUUCCCGUGACCAGGUCACUGACCACAAUGUUGAACCUUGCCACAUCCCUGACCACUUCCUUGACUGUUGCCCUGUCCCGCGCCGCUUCCCUGGCCAGCUCCGAAGCCCUGUCCCACGCCCUGUCCCGCACCGCUUCCCUGGCCUGCGCCGAAGCCCUGUCCCACACCACUUCCCUGUCCAGCACCGCUUCCCUGGCCCGCGCCGAAGCCCUGGCCAGCGCCGAAGCCCUGUCCCACGCCGCUUCCCUGCCCCACUCCGCUUCCCUGGCCAGCGCCGAAGCCCUGACCCACUCCGCUUCCCUGGCCAGCGCCGAAGCCCUGUCCCGCGCCGCUUCCCUGGCCAGCUCCGAAGCCCUGUCCCGCGCCGCUUCCCUGUCCCGCACCAUGUCCAGCACCGCUUCCCUGGCCAGCGCCGAAGCCCUGUCCCACUCCGCUUCCCUGGCCAGCGCCGAUGCCCUGUCCGGCGCCACUUCCCCGGCCAGCUCCGAAGCCCUGUCCCACACCGCUUCCCCGUCCAGCACCGCUUCCCUGGCCCGCGCCGAAGCCCUGUCCCACGCCACUUCCCUGGCCAGCUCCGAAGCCCUGUCCCACGCCGCUUCCCUGGCCAGCUCCGAAGCCCUGUCCUACGCCGCUUCCCUGGCCAGCACCGAAGCCCUGUCCCACGCCGCUUCCCUGGCCAGCUCCGAAGCCCUGUCCCACUCCCUGUCCCACUCCGCUUCCCUGGCCAGCGCCGAUGCCCUGUCCUGCGCCGCUUCCCUGGCCAGCUCCGAAGCCCUGUCCCGCGCCAUAUCCAGCGCCGCUUCCCCGGCCAGCUCCGAAGCCCUGUCCCACACCGCUUCCCCAUCCAGCGCCGCUUCCCUGGCCCGCGCCGAAGCCCUGUCCCACGCCGCUUCCCUGGCCAGCUCCGAAGCCCUGUCCCACGCCGCUUCCCUGGCCAGCGCCGAAGCCCUGUCCCACUCCGCUUCCCUGGCCAGCUCCAAAGCCCUGUCCCACGCCCUGUCCCACUCCGCUUCCCUGGCCAGCGCCGCUUCCCUGGCCAGCUCCGAAGCCCUGUCCCACACCCUGUCCCACUCCGCUUCCCUGGCCAGUGCCGAAGCCCUGUCCCACUCCGCUUCCCUGUCCUGCGCCCUGGCCAGCUCCGAAGCCCUGUCCCACUCCGCUUCCCUGGCCAGCUCCGAAGCCCUGUCCCACGCCGCUUCCCUGGCCAGCUCUGAAGCCCUGUCCCACUCCGCUUCCCUGGCCAGCGCCGAAGCCCUGUCCCACGCCGCUUCCCUGGCCAGCGCAGAAGCCCUGUCCCACGCCGCUUCCCUGGCCAGCGCCGAAGCCCUGUCCCACGCCGCUUCCCUGGCCAGCGCCGAAGCCCUGUCCCACUCCGCUUCCCUGGCCAGCGCCAAAGCCCUGUCCCACGCCCUGUCCCACUCCGCUUCCCUGGCCAGCGCCGCUUCCCUGGCCAGCUCCGAAGCCCUGUCCCACUCCGCUUCCCUGUCCUGCGCCCUGGCCAGCUCCGAAGCCCUGUCCCACUCCGCUUCCCUGGCCAGCUCCGAAGCCCUGUCCCACGCCGCUUCCCUGGCCAGCACCGAAGCCCUGUCCCACGCCGCUUCCCUGGCCAGCGCCGAAGCCCUGUCCCACGCCGCUUCCCUGGCCAGCGCCGAAGCCCUGUCCCACGCCGCUUCCCUGGCCAGCGCCGAAGCCCUGUCCCACGCCGCUUCCCUGGCCAGCGCCGAAGCCCUGUCCCACGCCGCUUCCCUGGCCAGCGCCGAAGCCCUGUCCCACGCCUCUUCCCUGGCCAGCGCCGAAGCCCUGUCCCACGCCCUGUCCCACUCCGCUUCCCUGGCCAGCGCCGCUUCCCUGGCCAGCUCCGACGCCCUGUCCCACUCCGCUUCCCUGGCCAGCGCCGAAGCCCUGUCCCACUCCGCUUCCCUGUCCUGCGCCCUGGCCAGCUCCGAAGCCCUGUCCCGCACCACUGCCCGGCUUCACUGCGUGGAAACAGAUUCAAACACAGAUCAGUUUUAG
Carassius auratus (goldfish) is the source of this 2131-nucleotide messenger RNA. RefSeq names its product protein hairless-like. Lineage: Eukaryota; Metazoa; Chordata; Actinopteri; Cypriniformes; Cyprinidae. The record is from RefSeq and is a predicted model, not a curated record. Bases 146 to 2131 code for a protein of 661 amino acids. The transcript has 2 exons.